Molecule: messenger RNA, 1605 nt
Organism: Protopolystoma xenopodis
Lineage: Eukaryota; Metazoa; Platyhelminthes; Monogenea; Polystomatidea; Polystomatidae
Source: the annotation of a GenBank genome assembly
AUCACCUUUGCCAUGCCCAAACCCGCCAUUUACGAUAGUCCUUUCGCCUUAGCUCCCUCCAUGUUUUCUUCUGGUGCUUACUCCGGGCACACUUCGCAUCGUCUCGUAGGCCUUGUUACAAAAUCCGUGAUUGGGCCCAUGGUGAAAAUUGGUGAUGAAGUAGCUGCUAACGCCAUUCACAAACCGGAGUUGCCUAUUAAAUGGACGGCCGAGAAGGUCUGGCUUCUUGGAGUGGAUGGUUCUGGCUCGUCUGAUGAUAGAGAGCACAAAGUGAUUCGUCCUCAAAGGCCGGAUCCUCCUCGACCUCGAAGGGACUCCCCUCUAAGAUAUAACGACAGGAAAAGGACGCAUGAGCGAUCAAGCAGAUCUAAUAAAGAGGUAUACGUUUCUCCUACCUCCAGUAGAUCUAUACUCCCUCAAAUGUCAUUGGCAAACAUCUUAUCCAGUUCUGCGACCGUUAUUAGCAAACAAUCCAAACCUAGCAUUAAAGUACAGAGGGCUGUCCAUCCUGAUCGUCAAUUUUUCGUUAAAGUUCUUCUACUCUCUAUGCCUUCAAUGCUAGAUCUCUAUGAACGUGUUAUUGUACGUGCUGAAGCUGGCGGUCGGCCAAAGGGCUCCUUACGAAAAUCAAUAAAGCUGUUGGCCUCUGGGAGAGUCAAUGAGUGCUUUAAGGCGGUCGGUGGUCCUUGGAUCCAAGAACUAGAUGGUGAUGAUCCAAUGGGCACUCAAACAGUCAUCAACACAGCAAUUCGAUGUUGUAAAGAGCUGAUUGGUCUUGAUCUAUCGGCUUGCACACAGUGGAGCAGAUUCCUCGAGUUUCGAUAUAACCUCUCUGAGUCUCAACCUGCUUCUUCUGUGGACAUUUUGUUUCCAGGAUCGGAUCUUUGGGGUUCAACAUUCAAAUCAAGCUCUAGAAUCGCGGGUUCAAUAAGCGAUAAAAAAGACACGGACCCACGUUCUAUUCGAAAACCCUAUCAUCGAAUCGUCACUUAUUUGAUUCCCGAUGUUUGGUCGCUGAUGCCUUCGCCAGAAGCUUGGGAGAAAAUCAAAGAAUCCUAUACAAAUCCUGCUUCAGUUGCAAAAGAAAGUUUUAUAAAAGAUUCAAGUGAAUCGGAUUUAAGUAACGUGACCCAUUCAAACGAAUCGCAACCUGAAGAUAAUUCAAAGCUCAAGGUCUCCGAAGAGCAGAUUCAAGAAAUUAAUGAGAAAAUGGAUGAAGUAAAAAAAGAAUCAACCCAAUUUGAAACUGCAACGGAGCCAGAUGAAGAAACCUUAAAUGACAUAGAGAAGGUUACUAUCGAACUCAAAGAUUCUGAGAAAGAAAGCUUUGACGAUCUCGUGGAGAGUAGUGCGGCCUCAGCAACUAACACUUCAGCCGGCGGGGCAACUCAAGUUGGCGAAGCAGAAAACCAGGUUUCCGAACUGCGAGAGCAACUGGCUUCACGAAAUCUAAAUGCAGCUGGUGUCAAGGCACAACUAUGUCAGCGUUUGAAGCAGGCCCUCGAAGCGGAGGAGACAGAAGCGUUGGAGAAUGCUAGAAAAGCGAGCGAGGAAGGUCCGUUUACUUACUUUUUUAAUUCUUAUUCAUUGACUUAUCUGCUCUAA